Opisthorchis viverrini is the source of this 1404-nucleotide messenger RNA. RefSeq lists its product as hypothetical. The record is from RefSeq and is a predicted model, not a curated record. Bases 1 to 1404 code for a protein of 467 amino acids. The transcript has 6 exons. NCBI's taxonomy places the organism in Eukaryota, Metazoa, Platyhelminthes, Trematoda, Opisthorchiida, Opisthorchiidae. Gene Ontology annotation, molecular function: protein binding.
AUGUGCCCGACCUAUCGAACGACGACCCAACUGAAUUUCAUUCCUCCGUUCCCUUCUUUCACAGAUGAUUGGAACGUAACACUGCAGCUGCUUGACUCAGAUUCGUUCAACAUAAUGUGGAACCCAGCGGUUACUAGUCCACUAGUGGGCUACCACCUUAUUUGGUUCCAAAACAAUAUUUACAAGGGCAUCCACGAGAUCGACUCAGUUCAAACAAACUUUACCUUCAAUGAUGUCGACUUAUGUCAUUCGUAUGAUUUCAGUCUCCACGGCAUCGACCAAGCGGGAGUGCAGUUCACUCUCGGACAGGUGUUCUAUGUUGGAGGAAAACCUUCGCUCACAUUUAAAGGAAUAGAAAACCAAGUUCUCAAGCUUGACUGGUCGAUUCCUUACGAAUGUGAACCACAACGCAUACGUGUUUAUGUCGAGCAGAACCACCAACCAUGGAAAGUUGAUACACAGCUAGCCGGGAACAAAUCUGUGGCAAUAGAUGGAGCCCAACUAUGCACUAAUUAUGAAUUCAGAAGUAUUAUGCAACAUCAAGACGGCAGUGAGCGCGUUUCAGAUCCACUAUCCGUAACAACUUUCCCAGAAAAUACCUUGAAGCCAGUGCCGAUAGUACAGAUAAUGAACGAUGGAAGUGUUUUGGUUUCGUGGACUGCACGGCCUGGUUGCAGUGUGACUUUGACUAAAAUUUUAUUGAAUGAACUUGGCGCUGGAGUGGAGGAAUAUGUUGCAGGUGGUGAGGACAGCGAAUUUGUCAUUCUGGACGCCAAACCAUGUUCGUUUUACCAUGUUCAGUUGAAAAUUGUGUAUGCUUCGGGUUACAUCGAGGAGUCGGUUGUUGUUGCAGCAAAUACGUUUACCACGCAAAUCGCUCCGGUGAUCUUGUCCAGUUAUAUCUCGGACAAUCGUACGCGGAUUCAAUGGGAUUCAUCCAACACUUGCAAUGUGCUGAGCUACCGACUGGACGUGGUUGAUACAAAGACAGGUGAAGUCCAAAUCUACGCGGACACAAAGACCAGUGUCGACGUACCUAUUGAUUCCACGACGACACUGUACCAAGUAACGGUCAGCUCGCUGUCACCCUUUGGACAAAUGCAACUGGCACCAAUGCAACCUAUUUGGCCAGGACGUGUGCCCAAAAAGCCUAGCGCCCCAACUGUUACCGCUGAGGGGAAGUAUGUCAAGGUCCACUGGGAAAAUUUAAAUGUCGACCACAGUAUUCACUUCCACAAAGUAACUGUUUUCCGGCCAGGAAAAUCUGUCAAACACUGGAUUGUACCAACAGAUCAAAAUUUUAUCAUUCUCGAAGAUGUCGCAUCCACUGGGCUUCCUUCAUUCAGUAUUCGUGCAAUAAACCAGUACGGGGAGAGCCAAUCUUCUGAGGUGGUGCGAUUCUGA